AUGGCUCCAAUUGUCCAAGCCGAAAACAAUUCCGUGUGGGAUUUUGUGAACAAGCACAAGAUUGCCCUUGCUGCUGCCGGUGCUUUAGCUGUAGGCGCUGCUGGGUACAUCAUCUACAACGCCAAUCAAUCUGAUUCUACUUCAUCAUCAUCAGGCUCAAGUAAGUCAAGCAAGAAAAACAAGAAGAGAAAGAACAAGAAGAAGGCCAAUAAAGAAAAAUCAAGUUUCCCAGUUGAUGAACAGGGUUUACCAAAUAUUACCGAUGAAUAUGUCAAAAGCUUGCCUGCUGAGCAACAAGAGGAAAUCUCUCUCGCCUUGAAGGAGCAAGGUAAUGUUGCCUUUAAGGACAAGGAUUUCGAAAAGGCCAUCUCUUUCUACAGUGGCGCUUUGCAAGUUAAGCCAAGCGAAGUCUUCUAUUCCAAUAGAUCUGCAUGUUACGCCGCUUUAGAAGAUUUCGAGAAAGUUAUUGAAGAUACCACUGCUGCUUUGAAGAUCAAGCCUGAUUACAGUAAAUGUUUGUUGAGAAGAGCAACUGCUUAUGAACACUUGAAGAAAUUCGAUGAUGCCAUGUUUGACUUGACCGGAUUGACCCUUUAUGGUGGUUUUAACCAAGAUAUGAUUAACAAAACCUUAGAAAGAAACUUGAGAUCUCUUUCCGAAGAGAUUGUCGAAAAGCAAGAAAAGAACAGAGUCCCAACUUUGCCAUCUCCUGUCUAUGUCACCUCUUUCUUUAGUGGAUUCCAAGCUGAUGCUAAAAUUGUUGCUGAAUUAGAAGAAAAGAACCCUGAACAAGGCUCUGGUAAUUUCUUUUUGUUGAAGGCUUUGGAAAACUUGGCUGAAGGUACCUCUGACUCUUAUGAUUUGAUGGAUUCCUACAUUAACCAAGCUGUCAAUGCUUAUGGUGAAAUUGCUAGCGGGGAUGAAAAUGCCAAAUAUGCUGCCAUUGCUUUGGAAUAUGCCGGUGCUCUCCAAUUUUUGAAGAAUUCUGAUUCUGAAGGUUUACUUUCUUUGGACAAGGCCUUGGAGUUGAGCCCAAGAGCCCGUACUUACGUUAUGAAGGCUUUGAUUUCUUCCGAUUCUAACAACUUCAAUGAUGCUUUCUCUCUUUUUGCCACUGCCGUCGAAAUGGAACCUGAAAAUGCUGACAUCUACUACCAAAGAGGUCAAAUGUAUUUCUUGAACAAUGACUACACUAACGCUAAGGAAAAUUUUGUCAAGGCUAAGGAACUCGAUGAAAACAGUGUUUACGCUUACAUCCAAUUGGCUUGUAUGGAACACACUAACGGUGACGCUGCCGAAUCUACCAGAUUGUUUAGUGAAGCUAGAAAGAAGUUCCCAACUUCCCCAGAAAUUCCAAACUACUAUGGUGAAAUCUUGAUGUCUCAAAACAAACUUGCUGAAGCCAUGGAUGAAUUUGAUAUCUCUUACGGUUUGCAGAAAGCUUCUAAAACUGUUUCCAUUGGUGCUUUGCCAUUGGUUCAUAAGGCUGGUGUCUAUGCUCUUCAACAAGACCUCGAAAAGAGUGGUGAAUUCUUCCAAAGGGCUAUCGAUGAAGAUUACAGAUCCGAAGAAGCUAAAUUAGGCUUGGGUCAAAUCAAGUUACAACAAGAAAAGAUCGAAGAAGCUAUCGCUUUGUUUGAAGAAGCUUCAAAGUUGUGCAGAAACCGUGAAUCUAAGAUCAGUGCCACCAGUUACGCUGAAGCUGCCAAGAUGCAAAUUCGUGUCUCCCAGGAUCCUGUCAUGAAAAAGAAAAUCAAUGAAAUGAUGGCUGCUUAUGGUGGCUUGCCUCCUCAACAAAUGUGA
Messenger RNA from Saccharomycopsis crataegensis, 1803 nucleotides. RefSeq names its product protein channel. The record is from RefSeq and is a predicted model, not a curated record. The coding region runs from base 1 to 1803 and encodes 600 amino acids. Gene Ontology annotation, biological process: protein insertion into mitochondrial inner membrane; protein import into mitochondrial matrix. Gene Ontology annotation, cellular component: mitochondrial outer membrane. The transcript has a single exon. NCBI's taxonomy places the organism in Eukaryota, Fungi, Ascomycota, Saccharomycetes, Ascoideales, Saccharomycopsidaceae. Gene Ontology annotation, molecular function: transmembrane protein transporter activity; protein binding.